AUGCUCGUGGAGUAUCUUGUUGCAUACAAAGAUGGUCCGUCACUAUGCCCCAGAUAUUAUCAGAUUCUCACGAAAGCUACGAAACUGAUGCCGGGUGUCUCUGACUUUCCUCGCAGCUGGGUUAUGCUCCAUGACCAGGAAGGUUUCGUCAGACUUCCAAAUGAGCAAUCCAUCUAUACUUCUCCGCCUCGCACAAGUCUUUCCUUACAACCACUCGGUUCCUACAAGGGAAAUGAUUCGAUAUCGCUGCAGAGCAGCGCGGGGCAAAUCUACCUGACGAACCAGCGGGUUGUAUACAUCCCCGCUCAAAAGUCAGCCGAGUUUCAGUCUUUCUCAGCUCCUCUUCUCAACAUCCAUGAUUCGCACGUCACUGCGCCUUUCUUUGGCCCGAAUGUGUGGAUAUCUCUCGUCCAACCAGUGCCCGGAGGAGGAAUUCCUCCAUCCUUGCCUGCCGUUCAGUUGAAGGUGACUUUCAAAGAAGGUGGUGCAUUUGACUUUUCGAAUCAUUUUGAGAGGAUCAAAGAACGUGUUCAACAAGCUGUUGAGCUCUCCCAGGAAAGCGGCCGAGGGACGAGAACCGUCGACAUUUCCUCAGUCCAUCUGGAAGAGUUGCCUGCCUAUACAGGUCCACAGAACGCCGCGGCGGACGCUCCCCCAUAUGAUCAUAGCGUACGUUCGAACACGCACCACGACCGGGGCAACUCAGGACCAGAAUUAGAACCUCUGGAACCACCACCGGGAUAUGAAGAGGUUCAGCAGCAGAGUGUGGCCAAUGAACUCGAAGAGAGGCUGCGUCGUACCAGUUGA
Molecule: messenger RNA, 807 nt
Organism: Aspergillus clavatus NRRL 1
Lineage: Eukaryota; Fungi; Ascomycota; Eurotiomycetes; Eurotiales; Aspergillaceae
Exons: 2
Coding region: 1-807 (268 amino acids)
Biological process (GO): positive regulation of DNA-templated transcription
Cellular component (GO): nucleus
Molecular function (GO): chromatin DNA binding; transcription coactivator activity
Source: RefSeq, a predicted model, not a curated record